AUGUCCAAUAUCACACUAGAUGGUCGAAUUGAAAUUGAGUGUAAUCUAAGUUAUGAUAACUCUUCGGAAAAUAUCAAGUUUGCAGUUCAGUUUGUAUAUUUGCUGUUUGCUAUUCUGAUACAUUUAUUGAUUUUGAGAACUGUUUUAUGGAAAGAUUGGAAGGUUUAUCGAUCGAAUUCGUUUUUUAUGAUUUAUGCGUUGGAUUCGAUUGGGGUGGGUUGGAGAAUUGAUACUCGCUUUUUGAAAUUUGUUGAGAAUAACCUGUUUUUGACCAGGAAAUGCUCUGAAGUUCCUAGAACUCUUAUUUUAGUUCUCAACUGAAUCACUUGUUUCACCUGUCCAUUCUUCAUUUUUUUAGAUUCUCAUAACUAUAUCAAUCGAUAUUCUCUUCGGCCGCCCUUUCAUGUUCAUCCCCCAACUUUGUCCAAUUCUAUCUCCUUUAUUUUUCGAUCCUUCUAUUUUCAUGAAAACUGUGUUCAUUAUCGGAAAUUAUACAAGAGCUGCAAAAUCGAUAACUCAAAUAAUGAUGAGUAUAAAUCGUAUGACGUGUGUUAUAUUCCCUAUGAAUUAUAUCACAAUUUGGAAAAAAUAUCUGAAAAUCGCGAUAAUUAUCACACUCCUCAGCCCAUUUUUAAUUAUCUGGAACUUAUUUCCAUCCCGAGUUUAUAUUUUACCAUCACGUGGUGGAUUUUCUAUAAUGUAUGAGAGAUAUGUGAAAUGGGCCAGUUUAUCACUAUUUCAUUUGAUUUAUUUGGCAUUGGCUAUAAUUAUCACAAUAAUUAGCACAAUUAUAACUCUAACUUAUCUGUUGAUGCUUCCAAUGCGAUUAAAAUCUGCGGAAAAAUCUUUGUGCUUUGUGAACAUCACAAUUUCAAUUUCUUUCAUUAUCAAUGCAAGUUUUCAAAGUUUAUUCGCAUUUUUCACACUUUUAGACGCUGGAACACUAUUCAUUCUGCAAUUUUUUGGCUACGAUUUUUUGAAUCUAACCUCUCCGAUUGUCCUCAUUCUAAUUAGUCCCCAACUCCGCGAGCAUAUUUUCAAUAGGAAGAAAAUGUUUAGAAAUGUUCCGCUGAAAGUUUCAGAUACUCAAAAUGGUGUGAACUAA
Messenger RNA from Caenorhabditis angaria, 1105 nucleotides. The record is from the annotation of a GenBank genome assembly. NCBI's taxonomy places the organism in Eukaryota, Metazoa, Nematoda, Chromadorea, Rhabditida, Rhabditidae.